This is a messenger RNA of Oncorhynchus gorbuscha (pink salmon), 2017 nucleotides long. RefSeq names its product nectin-4-like. Gene Ontology annotation, cellular component: adherens junction. Bases 332 to 1837 code for a protein of 501 amino acids. The transcript has 12 exons. Lineage: Eukaryota; Metazoa; Chordata; Actinopteri; Salmoniformes; Salmonidae. The record is from RefSeq and is a predicted model, not a curated record. Gene Ontology annotation, biological process: heterophilic cell-cell adhesion; homophilic cell-cell adhesion.
ACCGCUCCUACUUUUGAGAAGCCAGAAUAUGGUGUGCUUGUGUCAAAGAAACAGAACAUCAUUUGUGCAUUUCACUAGGAAUCAAUGACUUUUCCAAAAUGCAAAGAAAGGAAUAGGCAGCACCUUUCACAUUGAGAGAGAACAACUUUCCAAAGGAUUUGUUGGAAUAAGAUGAGCCAACAACAACAAGCCAGACAUGGUCGAAUCAUAAAUGUUGGCUAAAUCUGAGGAUCUAUACUACUUCUAGCCUAGACGUUUUUUUUUACAUUCCUGUCUUGGAUUUGACACUGGAUGAAAGAAAGUUCACUGUCUGGGAUAAGAUCAUAAACGGAUGUUAAGUGGAAAUUGGACCAAUGUCACAACAAAUUCCAGCAUCAGAAUAGACCACAAACCUCUGUCUCCAGAUCUAUCAAGGCGGGCGGACCACUCCACCGAACCGGGGAGAAUGACACCACUGCUGUGGAUCCUUUGGAGUUUCAUCGCUAUGGUGCAGGGGGACUUUGUGGAGCCCUCUCCCUCGUACACCUUGGAAUCCCUGGCUGAGGCUGAGACCCGGCUGCCCUGCCAGUUCAAGGUGGAAGUGGGCCAGGUGGUGGUUCAGGUCACCUGGACCAAGGAGAAAGCAGAUGGCACCAAGGACCAGAUCAUCACAGUACACCACACCGACGGACACACAGAGUUUGGUCAGUACUCAGGGCGUGUGCGGUUCAGCAGCAGGACACCCACCGUGGACUCAUCCCUGAUCAUCAUGAACACCGUUGAGUCAGAUGAAGGCAGGUACAACUGUCACAUCAGCACCUUCCCCUCGGGGAACUUCGAACGACAGCUGUCACUCACCGUGUGGACCACGCCCAUCUCCUCCCUGGACCCUGUGAUCCUUGUCGAAGGCCAGUCCUUCCAAUUGGCUGCAUCCUGCCGCUCUGUGGCCCGCCCUCCGCCCCACCUCUCCUGGGACACAGAACUACCAGGCCAAUCACACAACAGGAGUUUGGAGGGUGGUUCAGUCUCCACCCACUUCUCUCUGCAUCCCCUGAGGAGUAUGGAUGGGAAGAGGCUGGACUGUCUGGUGACGCACCCGGCUCUGAAGGGACCACGCAGGAUCACCAACAACCUGGUGGUGCACUAUCCUCCCAAUGCAGAGAUCUCUGGUUUUGAUCAGAACUGGUAUGCUGGUCUGGAGGAAGCUGCCCUCAGUUGUGUCAGUGGAGGAAACCCCAAACCACAGAGUUUCAAUUGGACCAGAAAGGGCGGAGACUUACCAGAGGGCGUGACCACAGGGAAUGGAUCCUUGCUGUUUAAUAGGCCCCUCAUCCUGACGGACGCUGGCAUCUACCAAUGUGUGGCCAUGAACUCUGUGGGGGCGGAUAACGCAGAGGUGGAGAUCACUGUGACAGAGUUGCCUCAGAAGCAGGCGUCGUUCGACAGUCUCCUGAUGGUAAUAGUGGGAGGAGUGGCCGGAGUACUGCUUCUAGUCAUGAUCAUCAUCGUCAUCUCUGUGACCCGUCACCACAAACACAAGAACAAGAAACUGUCGAGGGAACUCACUGUGAGGAAGGAGGAGAUCAGUACUCUCUCCAGACAGGCAUCUUUCAGGAAAAUGAACUCAGUCAGUAUGGACACUAGAGGACAGACAGAGGAGGAAAUCCCUCUCAGAAUGGAGGGGACACUGCGGACCAGUCUGUCCUCCGUAGUGGAGCAAGGGCGCAUUAGGGAGAGUCGAUCUACUCUGGUAGGGAGCGGGGGGGCUAGACUACCUGGGUCGACCUGUUCUGUACAAUUCUUCACGAAGAGGGAGGGAGAGCAGAGCCAUGGACAGAGAGGAGGAGAACAGACUUAGGGUGGAGUCAAAUGAGCAGAACAGCACCAUGUCUUUGUCAAACCAUCUCCACCCCCCCUCUCCAACCCUUUCCCUUCCCCAUGGAACAGUCCGUCGAGCUGCUGAGGUCCCUGACCGGCAGUGCCAUCAUCCCAAUGGAGUGGGGUUUACAUAUACGACAGGGGCCCGGUAGCAGGAACA